AUGGCCAGCCAGAAUGGUCUUCGACCCCCCUCUCUAGCUCCGCCCGGCCCUACGUCUCCAACCGCCACCCGAAGUCGCCGCGGCUCUCUGGUUUCUCCUACUUUUUCUACGUAUGCCGAAAGAGAACAGCUCUCACUCGCCCUCGACAAGAUCCAUACCUCAGCCAGUCAGUCGGAUGUCCUCACCACAUUCAAUGAUUUCGCACCUCCCCCAAGUAGCCUUCCGGCUUCGGAAAAGCAAGGAACUGCUGGCGAGAUUGUACAGCAAGGGUUGAGCGGCUUAUACAGCAGGAUAAAGGAGGCUGUCAGUGGCGUAAGCAAGAAUUCUGCUCAGGAGGUGGACGAUGCCGACAGCCAUGAUGGGGCUUCCAGGAGAAGCUUGAACCUUGUGCCGAGGGGGGACGGUGGCAUAACAAAUGCAACCUUCAACUCUGCCGUCUCCUCUGAUGCUGGGGUAUCUGGCUUGUCUUCUUCAGGCUUGGCUACAGCAACAGCCGACUCUUCGUCACCGGCUGUACAAUCAUCCAAGGCCUCCUCCAUAACGACGGCAUCAACUUCAAAACACUUGCCUCCGGGUGCCCAGAACCUUCCAAAAAUCUCCGUGGCUGCCACAUCCACAAAUACCCCUGCCAUUCCGGUGGUAUCAACGGGUUUCGCCGAAAGUGAUACUGUCCGUGGUACAACGACCCGUGAAGAGUUGCCCAGUCGCGGAUCAGGACGGGGCAGUAUAAGUAGGCUAAGCGAAGUGGGAAACAGCACGCUCCUGACUGGGAAUGGAAGUUUGGACAGCGUGGCGACCACUGACAGAAUCAUGGUUCCGGGGCGAACGAGGAGAGAAGAUGCUCCGAGUCUUGAUGGCAGCGCAGAUGCUCCCCGUAGCCCGAUACAAACGACGGCGGAGGCUCGUUCGUCAUCCCUUAGCAGGGCCACCCCACCUGACACGAUGAGACGGCCAGCAGUGAUUGACCGGAUCACCUUUACAAAGGGCAGUAACCAUUCAAGGUCAUCUUCCAUGGAGCCCGGGACUGCUGAAGCUAGCCCUAUCAGCACCUCAGCUCACAGCACGGUGUACCACGAUUCCUUUAGACAUAACGAGAGACCCCAGAGACUUCAGUCAGGUGUCAUGAGGAUACCCGGGACGACUGCCAACGAGGGUGCCCCUGAAAUGGUUAAUGCGAGGUUGGAGCGAAUGCGAAAGCAGGUCCUAAGUAAGGAGUUUUGGAUGGCCGACGAGACUUGCAAAGAGUGCUUUUUGUGUGGGACUCCUUUCACUGCCUUCCGAAGAAAACACCAUUGUCGGACAUGCGGGUGCAUUUUUGAUUCCAAGUGCACGUCCAACAUCUCUGGAGCAAAGUUCGGCGUCCAGGGCUCUCUGAGAGUUUGCAAGACGUGUCUCAAUGUUAUCAAUCGUCGGUACGACAGUGGUUCAGAUGAUUCAGCAGACGAAUCCUAUCUCCCAGCUAUCUUUCGAGCCAACCAGCCAAAGUCCGUGCCCACAGCUCUCAAACAAAAAGAAGGCGACGAGGCAAGCAUCAUGGAAAGAACCGAGCAGGCCGACCACACCCGAAGUGCGACCACACCCAUGAUGGCAAUUCCAGCAACCAGGCGUGUCGGGGACAGCAAUAGGAAUUCUGCCAUUUUAGAAAUCGACAUGCCUCAGCUGAGUCGGCCAAGCUCAUCGCGGUCGCUCAAGUCAUUGUCAACUAGUCGUCCACAAUCAUCGGGCCAUCGCAGGCACCACUCCAAGCACAAUUUCUUGACUAGGCUCAAGGGGGCUCCUGAUGAGAGGGCGCCGUUUCGCAAACCAGCCGGGGACGACCCGGGAACCAAGUCAAACGCCAAUGCCUUUCAUGCCGACAACAUUAUCGACCCGGAGCUGGCCGACUACAUGUCUGAUGAGUCGAGUGAGGACGAGCAACAAAUGGGCAGCAUUUUUGCCACCAUGAACAGCAGCGACUUCCAACCCGCCAGCCUUGACCCCGAUCGAUCAAGUUUCGGCACUUAUCUGGGAGCAGGCAGGAAACACCGGUUCCGUCAUGGCGAGAAGAAUACCAGCGGUCUCAGCUAUACCAGCCGCGGUUUUGAUGAGGGUGUCGGCGGUGCUGGCGGUAGCAGCGGAGGUGGUUUGCAGAAUUUAUCGAUCCAUGCACGACCACCCCGAAGGAGGAAUAUGAGCAUCGCAAGCAUCAGCGCCCAUCAUUUGCGAUCACCACGACCCAAGUCAGCCAUCAUCAAAGGCAACUCUGCCUCGACCGACGCCCUGUCUAUCUUUGAGAGCGGCGUUGAAAAUUCAGGGUCAAAGCGGAAUGAUGCAACACGCGAGGGCAAGCUUCCCGAGGAGGGUCUCAACCCGGCGAGCCUGCAGCAUGUAAAGAAGCUCUUCCGGCAAAUGCUGGAUGAUGCUGAGAUUCCCAACCCGAGCAGCUGGGAGCGGGCUCUUAUCCCUAUUCUCGACAAAUGUGCCGAUGAUGUCGACCCCGAUAUCCGCAACGGGGACGACAUGGAUAUUCGGCAUUGGGUCAAGCUCAAGAAGAUCCCAGGGGGCAGGCCAAGUGACACAGCCUACGUUCACGGAGUUGUCUUUACCAAGAAUCUUGCACUCAAGAGCAUGCCCCGCAGGAUCCGCAAUCCCCGGGUCGUCGUCAUCACCUUCCCACUCGAGUAUCAGCGCCAUCCAGAGCAGCACUUUAUGAGUUUGCAGCCCGUUAUUGAGCAAGAAAAGGAGUAUCUGAGAAUGGUCGUGAACCGGAUUCUCUGCCUUGAACCGCAUGUGCUGCUGGUGGAAAAGAGUGUUGCCGGAGUGGCUUUACAGUACCUGUCGGAAGCCAACGUCGCUGUUGCUUACAACGUCAAACCAACCGUUAUUGAAGCUGUCUCGAGAAUCGUCAACAUGCCCGUUAUUUCAUCCAUGGACAUGCUUAGUCUUGGCGCUCGGGUGGGCACCUGCGAGAGUUUUGAGGUCAAGACAUAUGUCAAUCAUGGGAUAAAGGGCAAGAAGAAGACGUACAUAUUUCUUUCAGGGUGUCCCAAGGACCGCGGCUGUACCAUUGCCCUGCGUGGGGCUUCCACUCCGAUACUGUCACGCAUGAAGCGCAUCACCGAGUUCAUGGUCUAUGUGGUCUACAACCUAAAGCUGGAAUCAUGCUUGAUGCGCGACGAGUUUGUCCAGAUCCCAACUGAGAUAGAGUCUGUCUUGACUUCCACUCUCACGUCACGGCAACCCACCGACGACAGUCUUCUGAUCUCUCCUGGGUGUGUCCCCGAUCCCACCAGUCAGCGCCCUGCUAUUUUGAUUACAUCACAAAGCACCGAGGGAGAGAAACUGGUGGAACAGGCUCGGGUCAAUGAGGACUCUCCUGCCGAGCAGGAGCUGGCUGCAAACACAACCAGCACCGGGUCAGAGACUCAGCCGUCGGCGGAUGCCGCUCAAAAACUCAUAUCAUUACACGAGUCUCACUCGCAUGUCCAAGUGCCAGAGGAUGUACCAAUGCCGACCUUUUACAGUGAUAUGGUGGCAAAGUACGAAACUCGAAUCCUUUCAGCGUCGCCGUUUGUCAAGUUUACACAGCCCUACCUUCUCAUGAAGGCGCGCGAGCAAGAAAGGCGGUUGGUCUACCUGCGCCGUCUUCGCGACCAAAACAUUGUCGAAGAUCCCGAAGAGAGCGAGAAGCCCCGACCACUACGGUUCCAGCUCAUCAAGCCAGAGAUGGUGCACGAGAUUGGCCAAAAAGCCCCUCGAAAAGUAAUGGAGGUCCUGCAUGCAGUCCAUGAUGUCGAGUAUGACAAGGCUCUGCACAACUACCAGACGCAAUCCAGACAAUGGGAAACAUAUAUCCAGGACAGUCUCGAUCUCUUCGAUCCCUAUUCUCAUCAGAACAUCGUAGUGCUCUAUUCGGUCACUUGCACAGAAACCAAGAUACCGUGCGUGGAGCCUGGCCUCGUCGCCAUCGAGUUCUAUAAUGAGCAUCCUGAUGCCAACGGCAACAUGGAUCAAGAUUGCACCCUGGGCCAGUACAUCGAGGACAUUUGCGAAGGCUCUGAUAUGGUGUGUCACGCCAACGGCUGUGAUAGAAAGAUGCUUGAUCAUCACCGCACCUAUGUCCAUGACAACGCUCGUAUCACCAUCAUUCUUGAGAACUCGCCGGCUUGGCCCGAAAACUUUCCGGAGAAACCCCAAGAGUCUGAGGGCGACAAGGAUGGGACCGGCAUAUGCAUGUGGAAUUACUGCAAAGAGUGCAACAAGCAUUUCGGUCUCAUGCCCAUGUCUGUCAGCACCUGGAAGUAUUCUUUUGGCAAAUACCUGGAGCUCUCGUUCUGGAGCAGAUGCGUCCGCUCGAGCCUGCAGAAUGAGUGCCCCCAUGACCACCAAAAGGACCACGUUCGGUUCUUCUACUACCUGUAUCGCGACAUUGCUGUGAGAAUUCACUACGACCCCAUCGAUCUGUUCGAGAUCAUUGUGCCACGGCCAAGGAUCACAUGGAAGGUGGAUCACGAUUUGCGGCUCAAGAAUGAUAUCUUCACCAAGGCCGAGGAGCGUUGGGUUCGGUUCAUGACUUCGGUCCGGGCUCGACUCAAGAGCAUUCGAAUUGACAGUGUGCUUCCGGAGAAAGCGGAAGCCUGCACAGCAGAGAUCGAGAGGCUGACCAAGAAGGCCCACGAAGAUCAGGCAGAGUUGGUCCGGAGUCUCCAGGAGACAUACAUGAGCUCCAAGUACUACGAAGUCAUUCCCUUCAACAUUGUUAUCCGCGGAAUGCUGGAGAAGGUGACGGAUUGGGAUGCAGCAUUCACCAAAUUCGAAGCCGACUUCCUUUCCGACAAGGAUGUCCGACAACUGACCAUCAUUCAACUCAAGAAGAUGUUCACAGACAAUGAGUCAAAAGAGUCCCUUCCGAGUACUGACGGCACCACGUCUGUUGGCUCGGAAUCCGAGGAAAAAUCUACUCCCACUGCGUCCCAGCCCAGUAGUUCGGAGUUUGAAGAAAAGCCCACACAGAAUGCCGAGGGUGAGAGCCGGACACCGGAAACCCCUGUAUCGCCGACCUCGAGACUAGUCGCAACUGCAACGGAAGAAGCAGCUGCCAGCCAAGCUGAUGAGCUUCUCGAGAGGGUCGAGCCUUUGGACCUCGCGACGCCUACUUCACCGACGUUGGUGAAGAGUAUCCUAACCGGUUCGGAGCUUGCCCCCGAUGUCACCAAGCAGUCGCCAUCUCCACCAAGUGAGGAGAUACCAGCAGCAACGCCUGAAGCAAAUUCUCUGAUGCCGCCUCCGGCAACUCCUGCUGCACCGGCUGCGUCUCCCCAGCCUGCAGAGCCUCAACAUAUGUCAUUGACAGAAAAGGUCGAGCAGCUACGUCGCGAACAGCGUGCCGCAUCAACUGAUGCGACCGGCACAGGCUUUGUUGGUGAAGGUGGUGCAGAAUCAUCACGACCUACAGGAGACCGUGCUAUCUCGAGAAAGACAGGUCAAGCGGUAUCACCCCCAAUGGUUCGCGCUUUAUCCCAGCCGGUAGGGGCACUUCCCAGGACACAGUCUACUAUCGGAAAGCUAUUGAAGGAGCAAAAGGCGCAGGAUGCGGCUUCCGAGGGACAGAAGGCCGUGCCUGAGAAAGCGGAGAAGAAGUUCACUGAUCGCAUUGGACUCGGGGCUCUGAAGAAUCGAAAGGCCCCGCCGUCGGCAAUUCCGCGUUAUGUUCAUAAGAGGGAAUCCAAGGUGUCGACGCUUGCGCGCCAUUUUGAGCAACUAAGCCGUGAGUUUGAAAAGGAGCGGAUGCGGGAUCGCAAGCAACGGGCAGCAAAGAUGCAGUCUACGAGAGCCUUCCUUCCACGUACGUCCACCAAGACUAUAGUCGAAGUCUACAAGGACGUGGACCAAGCCGUCAAAGAGCCUGGCCCCGACGAGGAGCAGCACAUGGAGAAGCAUCACAGCAAUAGGAAACAUGAUGACUCUUCUCAGCCAGCUGCUGAUACCACGCCGGAAGACUCACAGAACAAGGCGUCUGAACCAAGCUCGCCACUUGCACCACCCUCUGGGCCACUUACCCAAGAGGAAACCCGAAACGAAGCAGAUGGCGAUGAUGCUCGACACGAAGAUCAUGCGGGAUCUGAUGAUGAGGGUGCAGGCAGCGACGCGGAUGCUUCCACCAUCACGUUCGACGAGUUCAUGCCUGACGCUAAAGAGAUUGCCAGCUCUCUCGAACCCGGUGAUGAGAUCCCAGAAGAGCUCCCAAGACAUCAGAAGAAGAGUCUGAUGACCAUGUUGACUAAUUUCUGGGCUGAACGUUCGGCUAGCAAUUGGACACCACUGGAGUAUCCCAUCAACGCGACAGAUCACAUCUUCUUUGAUUCGGAUGUCAUUGUGAGGGAGGAUGAGCCCAGCUCGUUGUUGGCUUUUGCUCUCAACUCUGAAGAUUACAAGACAAAGCUUGCCGAGAUUCGUCAGCGGUGGGAGAUGUCCAACCAGCGAGAAACAGAUGAAAGCAGUGACGGCCUUGAAAUGAAGCAGCAGCCAUCUACAGGUCUGUCCAAGGCCGAGCUGGAAAACAGUCUACUGCGGUCUACCGGUACGCAUCUCAAGUACCAGUUCGCAGAGGGCUCAGCAAAGAUGAUGUGCAAGAUUUUCUUUGCCGAACAAUUCGACGCCCUCCGUCGCAAAGUCGGUGCUGCUGACCGCUUCGCCGAGUCUCUGUCUCGCUGCCUCAAGUGGGAUUCCAAAGGCGGCAAGACAAAGUCUGUCUUUCUCAAGACGCUCGACGACCGGUUUGUCCUCAAGGGUCUGUCGCCUGUCGAGACGUCUUCGUUCCUCAAGUUCGCCCCGGACUACUUUGACCUGAUGGCGCAUGCCCUCUUCCACGAUCUACCUUCUGUCAUUGCAAAGAUGCUCGGCUUCUUCCAGAUCAUCAUCCGCAACCCCGUCACCAACACGGAAAUCAAGCUCGACCUGCUCGUCAUGGAGAAUCUGUUUUAUGACCGGUCACCGACAAGAACGUUUGACCUCAAGGGGUCGAUGCGCAACCGGAGGAUCCAGUCGACGGGGGAACAAAACGAGGUGUUGCUAGACGAGAACAUGGUGGAGUACAUUUAUGAAUCUCCCCUAUUUGCCCGGGAGCAUUCAAAGAGGUUGUUGAAGACGUCGGUUUUUAAUGAUACGCUGUUUUUGGCGAGGAUGGGCGUGAUGGAUUACAGCCUGAUGGUGGCGGUGGAUGAGGUGAAGAAGGAGCUGGUGGUGGGGAUUAUUGACUGCAUCCGGACGUAUACGUGGGACAAGCAGCUGGAGAGCUGGAUCAAGAAUAGGGGUUUUGCGGGCGGGGGGAGGAACAGGCCGACGGUGACGAGCCCGAAGGAGUAUAAGAGUCGGUUUAGGGAGGCUAUGGCCAGGUAUUUCGAACUCCGCAUUGAGUUUGGAAAGAUGUGA
Molecule: messenger RNA, 7410 nt
Organism: Podospora anserina S mat+
Lineage: Eukaryota; Fungi; Ascomycota; Sordariomycetes; Sordariales; Podosporaceae
Exons: 1
Coding region: 1-7410 (2469 amino acids)
Biological process (GO): phosphatidylinositol phosphate biosynthetic process
Cellular component (GO): fungal-type vacuole membrane; endosome membrane
Molecular function (GO): ATP binding; 1-phosphatidylinositol-3-phosphate 5-kinase activity; metal ion binding
Source: RefSeq, a predicted model, not a curated record